Molecule: messenger RNA, 1004 nt
Organism: Marchantia polymorpha subsp. ruderalis
Lineage: Eukaryota; Viridiplantae; Streptophyta; Marchantiopsida; Marchantiales; Marchantiaceae
Source: the annotation of a GenBank genome assembly
GUGCCAAAGCGCUGCCGGUACCACCUAAAAACUCGAAAGACCAUCCAUGCCGAGAGCUAAGUGCCGACGAGGAGGACGAGGAAGAGGAAGGCGAAGGCGAAUCGUCCCGGGGCAUGGGCCGGGUUCGCCGGCACCUGGGCAGUGGGGUACACUGAGCAAGCGAGCGAGCCAGCGAUCCAUCUCUGCGUACAUACGGACGAGUGACAGACAGAUGGAUACACGUCCGGUCGCAGGCACGCAGGGAAAGGGACUGACUCGGAUCCCAGUCCAGGAGCGCCGAGAGAGGAAGAAUCUCAGACUGAGAAGCGAGCGAGAGAUGGAGAGAGCGAGGGCAAGCUGGUGGAGCCACUGUUCGUAGAAAGGUGGCUGGCUGGCUGGCUGGCUGGCUGGUGGUCGCUGGCCUGCGCCUGCGCCUGGGCCUGGCUGGAAGGCGAGCUGUAAGCCAUCCACGUCUUAUGGAGAUCGAAGGAAACGCGAGGCACACCCAUCGCAUGGCAAAGCCAAGGGAUUCCAGCGGAGGGAUGGGAAGGGAAGGGAAGGGAAGGGAAGGCUCGGACCGACCGCCCGACCGCCCCCCAGUCCGUCGAGUCCGGCCAGCGAGCCAGCUCCACUCUGGGGGCUGGCUGGCUGGCUGGGCAAGCUUCGGGGAAAUGCUGGAGCUUGAGGGCGACGGGGAGCAUGAGCAUUGCGAGCCUGUCCUUCGAAGAGUGUAUGAGCAUGGGGUGCGAAUCUACGGUCGAGUAUCCGGAGCAGGAUGGGACAACACGCUCUGGGCAGGGCAGGGCAGGGCAGAGCAGAGGAGCAGCGAGCGCUAAGUGAGUCAGUCAGUCAGUCAGUCAGUCGGUCAGACAGGCAGGAAAGCAGUGAGUGAGGGAGGGAGUGAGUGAUUGAGUCUGGUCACCGGUCAUCAGGAAGCGGAAGAUGUCGCAGAACAUGUGACAGCUCUAGAGCGCGUAGCUCGUUGCCAUAAUGGUGAAUAACUUCAACCGUGCGUGACAGUUGUG